This is a messenger RNA of Bombus impatiens (common eastern bumble bee), 6747 nucleotides long. RefSeq names its product phosphatidylinositol 4-phosphate 3-kinase C2 domain-containing subunit beta (gene Pi3K68D). Gene Ontology annotation, molecular function: 1-phosphatidylinositol-4-phosphate 3-kinase activity; 1-phosphatidylinositol-3-kinase activity; phosphatidylinositol binding. The coding region runs from base 401 to 5743 and encodes 1780 amino acids. Lineage: Eukaryota; Metazoa; Arthropoda; Insecta; Hymenoptera; Apidae. Gene Ontology annotation, biological process: phosphatidylinositol-mediated signaling; phosphatidylinositol 3-kinase/protein kinase B signal transduction; cell migration. The transcript is spliced from 26 exons. The record is from RefSeq and is a predicted model, not a curated record. Gene Ontology annotation, cellular component: cytoplasm; phosphatidylinositol 3-kinase complex; plasma membrane.
AUUGUAAGACGUAUCGUGCACGUAUAUACGAUACAUUCAUUGUAUGUACAUACGAUACACUUAUUGUGUCUUCUACUUCUACUCUACCAGUACAUUGUCUAUCCGUGGCAGCAGCUUCAAGUCAGUGCACUUUUCGAUUUGUAUACACAUAGUAUCUACGUGUGUACAGUUAGUACAGUAGGUUGUUUGUACACGACAGCUAAUUAUACGAUUGAAAAUGUCAUUUCCUUGAUUAGGUGACAGUGCUUUUUCUCAGACUGUAUUGGUCUUUUGCUUGAAGAUUUUUCAACAGCGAGACACUUCGCUGAAAAUAAUGCUAGGGUGAGCCGUAAAUCUGUUUACCUAGACGCAUAAUACUCCUGGAACUUUAAAUUGAUAAUGCAGCCCUUUAAAUGAUAAGAUGUCACACUACAGUAGAAAUACAAGUACUCAAAGAUCUGCGGUGAUUGAUUAUGAACGUCAAUUCCAAGAGGAUUUAGAACUUGCUCAGGCAAUGAGUUUGGAGAGUUUGGCACUAGAAAAAUUUAAGUUACAAAAGCAACGAUCAGAUUUUAAUAAUAUUCAGCAACAAUGUGUUCCACAGAGUGAUGGAAACAGCACUGUACAUAGUAGUUCAUCAGAAAGAGAUAACACACAACAAACCGAAAAAUUUCAGUGUAGAAGUAGGCCAAGGCCUGGUUCCUGUAAUACUAAUCAAUCUAGAAAUGCUGUGAUAUUAGCACCGCCACCAGUUCCAUCUAGAAGAAAUUCAACAACAGCCACCACAAGUCAAGAACAUACUGUUGAUUUGAUUACAUUUACAAGUCCAGUGAAGCAAGAUAAUUUAAAUGAUUAUUGUUCACCUCCACCUCCACCUUCCAGAAAAGCGACUGUAGAGCCAAGAUGGGAAACUCAUCCCUCAUUAUUGAAAAAACAAGGGAGAGUGUCACGUAGCACCAGUUCUGCAGGUUAUCAUUCUCGAGACUACCGAUAUCAAUCACUUUCUCCAGGGCCUAGAUCUUCCACUGCACCUUGUACACCAGGAACUCCAAAAAUUAGUCCUGUUAUGUCAAGAUCUAGUAGUAUUAACAGUAAUGUACCUGAUAUAACACCACAGCCUGCAUGGAAUCUUAAUGAUUUAAAAAAUUUUUUUCUUACUCAUUCUCAGAUACCUCCACUACCUAUGAAUUAUAGACCAAGUAUUACUCCUUCUAUAUGUGGUGUCCAAAAACCUACAUUUUGUAUGGAUGACGAACAGCUGAAUGUAUUAAAAGUGAUAGAAAAGAAGCCAAAUAAUAAUCUUAUAGAUUUGAGUUCUUUUGAUCAAGUAGAUGAUAAAACAAAUGUUCGGGUUAGUGUACUAGAAGCAUUUGAUCCAUUACUUGUUAAGAUUGAAGAUCAGAAUGAUAGCACACAGGGACAUAAAGAUGAAAUACAAUCGCAAGUGAGUGGAUCAGUGUAUGAUCCAUUCGAUCCUUUUGAUUACAUGUAUAGCACAAAUGAAAGUGUUAAUUCAGAUCCAGUAUAUGUUGCUGUGGAAAAGUCUGCUAAAUCUCCAGCAGUAUCUCCAGCUGCACCACCACCACUACCUCCUAGAAAUUCAUCAGCUUGGAAUACUAUUGAAAGAAGAAGGACUUCCUUAGAUAGAAGAAAACGACAAACACGCUUGUAUGAAAAUGUAACAGUGAGAAAAACUAGACCAUCACUUCAUGAUUGCGAUCUUAGAGCUUUCUAUGACAUGAUCAAAUCUGUUCGAAGUGAAUUUCCAUUCAAUGAUCCCAGUACAAACAUUGGACAUGUAAUCAGUCCAAUGAUGGAAAGUUUAUAUCCUGAAGGCACAAGUAUAAAAUUAGUUGUACAUCCACAGUUAAUGGAUUCUGACGAAAAUACUCCGUCCAUUUCUUUUACAUGCGAUGUAAAUUGUAGUGUUGAGCAUGUUAUUCUUAAUGUCGCUUGUUCCUUAGAAGAUGAAGAUAUAGUAAAUAUAGAGAAAUAUUGUCUGAGGGUAUGGGGUUUAGCAGAAUAUUUUGCAUCUAAUACAACUUUAGCUCAGUACGAAUAUAUACAUCAAUGUAUCAAAUUAGAAAAAGAUAUUGAAUUAGCUAUCCUAACUAAAGCGCAAAUAAAACGGUCUAUAACACGAACACUUCAAGAUGAUAAUCGUGAUCAAUGUCUCAAGUUAGAAGAUAUUCUUCCAAAUGAACCAGUACAACCUAUUUCUUACGAUACACUUCUUAUUUUAUUAGAAACUGUAGAAAAAGAAAUGGAACGUGUGGAAACUGCUGCCAUACAUUUAGCAACUACUAAUCAUGGUUCCAGUCUUUUACCACAAUUGCAACCCCGUAGUGUUGUCCAAGCGGUAAAAGCAGUAUGUGCGUUAAUGGGAAACAUAGAGACAUUUGAAAUUACCGAAGCUGUUGAUAAUUUCGUAAAUGCAUGUUGUCAAUUUUUACCUCAAGUUCAUACAACAAAUAUAGAGUGCAAGAAACCAGAAAUUCUGCAUGAAGAUGGUGAUUAUUCCGUAGUGACAUUAAGAACAAAAUUUCCAGAUGUUAUUGCAUCUCAUUGUCGAAAAAUUCGCGAUGCAAUUCAAGAUCUUGUAGAAACUUACUGUCAUGCAUUUAGGGUUGAUUUUGAAUUAAAUAGCAGGGGAGAAAUUCCAACAAAUACAUUAAUAUCGUCUGAGGUAUUAGAUACCAUCCUAGUUCGUGUUGGAGCAUUACAUAGACUGCCAGGAUCAUGGAAACAUGACGAUUAUAUCAUCGCAGCUCAAAUAUUUCAUGGAACAAGACCUGUUGGAAAUCCAGUUUUAUCCGAACCUAUGGCAGUCAGUUCUAAUUUUCAUCCAAGAAUUUUAUUUAAUUCAUGGCUAGAAUUUCGUGGGAUAAGCGUAUGUCAAGUACCAAGAGAAGCAAGAUUAGUGUUAGUUUUAUAUGGUCGUACAUUGCAACCUACUGAUCAUGAAUCUAAUUCAUCAGCAGAAAAUACCAUGCAAAAAGAAGAAUUGGGAUGGGGAGCUAUACAAUUUUUCGAUUAUGAAGGAGUUAUGAGUCAAGGAAGCUUUUUCUUGUCACUUUGGCCAGCAAUUGCUGAUAAAAGAUUAGGCCCUGCCCCAGCAGCUGGGAUUCAUCCUCAUGGAGAUACGCAUGCUAUUAUUGGUGUAGAAUUACCUGAUUAUGGUGGCAGAGUAUUAUUUCCUACAGAAUUACGUGAUUAUGAUGUAGAAUCUCUUGAUUUUAAUUCAUUGGAUCAGAACACACAAGAAUUGUUAAUAGAUAUCACACAGCAAACUACAUUUUCAAGACCACUUGUUGAAGAAAGAGAAAUUUUAUGGGAAAAACGACAUUAUUUGCACAAUAGACCUGAAGCUUUACCUAAAGUACUUUUAGCUGCACAUAGUUGGGAUUGGGCAUGUUUGCCUGAUCUUCAUGCAUCUCUUAGAAUUUGGAGUCCUUUACCUCCUGUCCAAGCUCUGCAAUUAUUGUUACCUUGUUUUCCAGAUAUGAAAGUUAGAGAAAUGGCAGUUGGAUGGAUUCGAGAACUGAGUAAUGAUGAACUUGUAGAUUACUUACCUCAAUUAUUACAAGCGUUAAAGCACGAAACAUAUGAAACGUCCCCUCUUACAAAGUUUUUAUUAGAACGAGCUUUACUUUCUCCGCGGGUAGCUCAUCACAUCUAUUGGUUACUAACGCAAGCGUUACCAGGACAAAGUCCUCAAAAUUCUGCUGAAACUACACCAGAGGAUGAUAAAAAUAUUAGUUCAGCACGUUAUCAUAGAAGGUUACAAUUGAUGUUACGAGCGUUAUUAGCCGUCAUUGGGGAUGCACUAAGAAAUAGUUUUCUUACGCAACAAUUACUCGUUAAAAAUUUAUAUGAAGUAGCGGAAAAUAUUAAGCAAACGAAAGAAUCAUUACGACUAGAUGCGCUCAAAAUUGGUUUACAAAAUAUACAUUGUCAAUUAAUGGAAGAUGAUGGCACCUGUUUACCGUUGUCUCCUAGUAAACAAGUAUUUGGUAUAAAUGUACAAAGUUGCUCAUACUUUCCAUCAUUUACACUUCCAUUGAAAAUCAACUUUAUUAGCUGUGAUGAUGUAAUUUGUCCAGCGAUUUUUAAAGUUGGAGAUGAUUUACAACAAGAUAUGUUAACUCUUCAAAUGAUGCGCAUAAUGGAUAAACUUUGGUUAAAAGAAGGUCUUGAUCUUAAAAUGGUAACAUUUGCUUGCGUACCUACUGGAUACAAACGUGGGAUGAUAGAAAUGGUUACAAAUGCAGAAACGUUGAGAAAAAUACAGGUUGAGUUUGGCCUAACUGGAUCAUUUAAAGAUCGACCUAUUGCCGAAUGGUUGGCAAAACAUAAUCCUUCAGAGUUGGAGUAUGAACGAGCGGUAGAAAACUUUACUGCAUCUUGUGCGGGUUAUAGUGUUGCUACCUAUAUCUUAGGAAUUUGUGAUAGACAUAACGACAAUAUUAUGUUAAAAACAUCAGGUCAUCUGUUUCAUAUUGAUUUUGGGAAAUUCUUAGGUGAUGCUCAAAUGUUUGGAAAUUUUAAAAGGGAUAGGACACCAUUUGUAUUGACAUCUGAUAUGGCUUAUGUUAUAAAUGGUGGAGAUAAGCCAUCAGCCAAGUUCCAUCAUUUCGUGGAUUUGUGUUGCCAAGCAUUUAAUGUAGUGCGGAAGCAUGGAAAUCUAAUUCUGCAUCUUUUUGGAUUGAUGACUUCGUCUGGCAUUCCUGGUGUGACUGUGGAUGCAGUUAGUUACGUACAAAAAGCUCUUCUUCCAGAGCAAACAAAUCCUGAAGCAGCUGCAACAUUUGCCCGAAUGAUAGAAAGUUCACUUAAAAGUUGGUUUACACAGUUCAACUUUUUUCUACAUAAUUUAGCACAACUUAGAUUUUCGGGCGACCAUAAUGAUGGAGCAUUAUUAUCUUUUAUACCACGUACAUAUACAAUGCAGCAGGAAGGUCAGUUAACAAGUGUUCAAGUGCACGGCUACCAAAAACGAUAUGAUCCUGAAAAAUAUUAUAUGUAUAUCUUGCGUAUACAACGAAAAGGUCAUGCAGAUCCUACUUAUUUAUUCCGAUCAUAUAAGGAAUUUUGUGAAUUCUAUCAAAAGUUGUGCAUUCACUUUCCUCUUGCAAAACUUGCUAGCUUACCAAGUGGUAUAAGUGUUGGAAGAUCUAACAUAAAGCAAGUUGCUGAUAAACGACGAGCGGAUAUUGAGAAAUUCCUUGUAAGUUUAUUCAAGAUGGCACCAGAAAUUUCUCAAAGUGAUUUAGUAUACACUUUCUUUCAUCCUUUGUUGAGAGAUCAACAAAAUGCAGAUAUUCAUUUACGUAAAGUAAAAGUUGGCAAUUGGUGGGCUGAAAAACGUGUAAGAGAUAAUGUGCAGAACGGACAAAUUAAGAUGUCUCUUCACUAUACACGUGGAGCAUUUUAUGUGAUGGUCUAUCAUGCAAGAGGAUUACCCAAAGUAGCAAAUUGUCAGGAACCAAAUACAUAUGUUAAAGUUUACCUUAAACCUGAUCCUACAAAAAAGACAAAGCGGAAAACAAAAGUUGUAAAGAAAAAUUGUCAUCCUUCGUUUAUGGAAAUGUUGGAAUAUAGAAUGGCUCUAGACGUGAUUAAAGAGAGAACUCUGGAAGCUACAAUAUGGAAUCAUGACACAUUACAAGAAAAUGAAUUUCUUGGUGGAAUACGCUUACCUCUUGGACGUAUUGAUUUAACAACCGAAACAAUUGAGUGGUUUUCGCUUGGAAGUAUUCGAUGAAUGAAUCGUUCAAUGAACUAAUUAACAAAUGAAACGAUUUAUUAAUGCUCACGAUCUGUUCUCGAUAAGAGUAAACAAAAUGUAAUUCUAUCGCACAAUACUAAUUAUAACAUUUCUAUACUAUGCACGCAAUAGUGCAAUAAAAAAAUAGUGUUUAUGUAUCAUUAUGAAUGACAUUGAUACAUGCUUUCAUGUUUAGGGAAGGCGUUUCUUAAAAAGUUAGCUAACGUCGUACAAUCCAUUAUACAUAUAAAAUCAUAUUCAAUUGUAACACUGUAACAGCACAUGAACAGAAGGCAUAUUUCAUAAAAUUAUUCUGCCUUUGUAAGAAAUUGCCAAAAUAUGACAAGUAAUGAAUUUGAAUUUUGUUUUACAAGUAUUUGAUGGAAAUUAUUAAAAAGCAUAGACCGGUAAGUUUACAAUAGGAAAUUUUAUUGGGAUCUUAAUAAGGAUUUGAUAAACAGGUUCUUAUGAAAGAUAUUUUAUGCUGUUUCUACCGAGAGACACUUUCUAAGUAUGAUAUAUAUUAAUAAUUGUAAAUUAAAACUUUACUGUGCUACUCUAUUGUAACAAAAUCAAAUACAAGAUUUCCUAAAUAGCGAGAUGUAACAAUAUAGAUCUUUAUAAGUGCGUAAUAUUGCUCGAUUAUAAGUUAUUUGCCUACAGUGAAGAGGGGAGACAUUUUUUACUUUCGUAUAAAACUUUUAAAUUAUAUAUAAAAAUCAAAAUAUGUUUAUAUAAAAUAGCAAAAUCUAUAUAAAGGGAAAAUUGCAUAUGUUGGUGUGUAUUUAAGGGAUAUUUUAUCCUGAAAAAGGAGAAUGAAAUUAUGUAAAUAUGCUUUAAAAUUUAUAAAUGUUUUGUAAUCAGUCUAUGUAUUGUGAAUAUAUUUUAUGUUGAUUCUUUAGAUAAAGAGUAUAUACUAUAACGAAAAUGAAAGUUUGUGUUAAUACAUUAUCGACGGGAGAUUGUUAAAUAUUAAUUUGAUUAUACAUGUAAUACAUUAA